Molecule: messenger RNA, 789 nt
Organism: Thermothelomyces thermophilus ATCC 42464
Lineage: Eukaryota; Fungi; Ascomycota; Sordariomycetes; Sordariales; Chaetomiaceae
Exons: 1
Coding region: 1-789 (262 amino acids)
Source: RefSeq, a predicted model, not a curated record
AUGGCGUCGCCCGAGCCCAACGGCUGGUCGUCGUACAAGUCGGCGCCCGACGGCCCCAACAAGCUGGACGAGUGUGGGUGCGGGCUCAUCUACCAGACGAUGCUCCGAUGCCAGAAGCUCAAGGGCGUCAACAGCGGCGUCCGGGAGUGCGUCUGCAUCCCGAACCCGGACGGGUGGUAUGGGUGGAUGGACGGCUGCCGGGCGUGCCUGUCGCCCGGGUCGUACGAUAGCCAGGACUUCUUCGACAACCUCUCGCGCACCAUCACCCAGCUGUUCGUCUCGUGCACCGAGGUGGGCGGGGGCAUCACCAGCGACGGCGAGAGCAUCUGCGCGAGCAAUGCCUACUUUGAGGCCUGCGCGGCGCUCAAGACCGACGGGAAGACGAGCUGGGCGAGCUACGACGCCUUUUCUUCCAACGGAGCCUUUGCCUCGGGAGAGGGCGGUAACGGGACGUAUGUCCUGAACAUUUCCGAGGAUCAGGAAUCCGCGUCAGCAACACCCUCGAGCUCGGGCACGGCUAUCACGCGGCCAAAAUCGGAGACAUCGAAGACGACGACGGCAUCAACAACAACGACGACGGAGACGACGCCGAGUGCUACCGAGGGCUCGACAACGGCGACCGAAGCGUCUGUGACUUCUGCUAGCGGGACCACCGUGGCAACAACGUCUGGAUCGGCCACGGCCACGACAACCCCAUCAUCCGCUAUGGGUCACACGGGGUCGAGAUCGCAGGCUGAGCAUCUCAUGGGUUUGCUACUCCUCGCGGCUGUGGGAGUUGCGCUGAUUUAA